This is a messenger RNA of Heterostelium album PN500, 3366 nucleotides long. RefSeq lists its product as uncharacterized. Lineage: Eukaryota; Evosea; Eumycetozoa; Acytosteliales; Acytosteliaceae. The transcript is spliced from 4 exons. The record is from RefSeq and is a predicted model, not a curated record. Bases 1 to 3366 code for a protein of 1121 amino acids.
AUGAAAGAACAACCUGUUUAUAAUAGAUAUAGAGGUGGUGGUACGAAUAUAAUAUCGAAUAUCUUUGGUGGCGGUGUUGUAGAUGGUGCCGUUGGUACCGCUGGAAAUCAACAACAAUAUUAUAGUAAUGGAAAUGAUAUAGGUAGUGGUGGUGGUGGUGGUGGAUAUGGUAAUGGUAAUGGAGGUGUAGGUGGUUCUAAAGGAUCACCUUCUUCCGCUUUUAUGUAUUCAUCAUCAUCUUUGUUAUCGUCGUCUUCAUCUUCAACGAGCGCUGCCGCUUCACUCUUCUCUUCAUCGACAUCGAGAUUCACAUCAUAUAUAUAUCAAUCGAAACUGUACCGUACUAUCUACCCGUUUAUCGCAAUCGUUGGAAACGGCAUCGGUCAAAUCAAUCAGCGUAUAGGCGGUCGUGGUCGUCUGGCGCUAUUCCUCCAGGUCUUGGCGCUGGCACUGCUACUGUCUCACACGCUCGACAAAUUCCAAAUGACAGACGAUGCAGACGCGCGACUCGUAACUCUGCGAAACAACUUGUGUUCACAACACCUACAGCAACAAGCAGAUUUCUAUCAUCAACCGGCGUUCGCUGGCGACAUUCCAGCGAAUAUCGACACCUCCAUACUCUGUCGGUCGACACCUACACAGUUUAGCAAGUUUGUUUGGAUUUUCGUUGAUUCGUUGGCGCGUGACCAAGCAACCGACUUGAUUGAAGCAUUCCAAGAGAGCGCAUCCGUCUAUCGUAUUAUGAAUCAUGGAUUCAAAUUCUCGACAGCCAUCUACACUUCGUUCUUCACUGGAAAGAUUCCGACCAACUAUGCAGGACGGGUCAUCAAAUCGGACAACAUCUUCUACCAGAUGAAAAGAGCCAACUUCCAAAUUAGAAUGUACUUUGACGAAUACUCUAUCAUUCCUGACGAGCACAACAUUCUCUACAAUCUAUUUGGUGAUCAAAGAAUGCCUGCUUCAGAAACAACUGUAUCAUUAGCAUUAGAUGAAUUAACUGAUUCUGGAAGAAAAAGUAUAAUGCUAACUUCGAAUUUGUUGGAUGAUAAGAUUCAUAAGAAAGGAAAGUAUGAUCCUCCCACUUUGAAAUUAUUGUCGGAUUUAAAUAGAAAUAUACCAUUGUUGAAGAAAUGGUUGGCCGAUCAUCCAGAGUAUCUGUUGAUUGUUAAUUCCGAUCAUGGUGGAAGUAAGACUGGUGGUCAGCACGAAGGUGAACUUCAUGGAAAGAAAGACGGUGGCAACGAAGGAUUUAUCAUGUUUGCCAAUCAGCAUAUUAGACCGGCAGACAAACGACAGAAUCAAAAUGGACCGCAAUGGUUGGACACUGUCGAUGUUGCACCGACACUCGUUCGAUACCUCAAGAAUGUUGGUAUACCUCUGGAGUCACUCGGUAAGGCAGCGGUACCUCUUUUGGAACAGCCAAGCUAUCGUACACAGUAUCUCGAUCUUCUCACCAAUGCCAUUCAAAUCCGUCAACUGUGCAAACUCAAAGGAUUCCCAUACAGCGAGUCGGAAUUCGAGAGGGCAUCGUCUGUUGGAACCGACAUUGAGAACGUCGACGACAGUAUAUUGCGCGAGCAAAUCAGUAUUCUAAACAGAUUUAUCGUAUCAAUCAAAGAACCAAUGGUAGAUUUCAAGAAAUUCCCAAGUAGAUAUCUUUUGGUUAUCGGUAUAUUAAUGAUUAGUUUACAAAUUUUAAAUUUAAAAUAUGAAUCAAAUCUAUUUGGACAACUUAGAAGCUAUACAGUACCAAUUGUACUUAUAUUCUUCUUUUUGUAUAUCGAUUUCCUUUUCUUGAAAUUCGAUUAUCACAAACACUUUCAGAAUAUUUUUAAUUUCUAUUUGAUGUUGUCAUCAUUCUCUAUUCUCUUUACUGUAAACUCUUUUAUUAGAGAUUUCAAACUAAAGAGCAACUCACCUCAAUUACAAUCACAACAACAACUACAACAACAACCAUUACAAGUUGAAUUACAACCUAUACAAACAAUGAAUAUUCUACAACCAAAUGAUAUUAGUUUAGAUAAUAAUAAUAAUUUCAAUAUUAACAAUAAUAGUAAUAUAAUAGACAACAACAACAAUAAUAACAAUAAUAAUAAUGUUAAUAAUAAUAACAAUGAUAUGAUUUCAAUAGAUACAGGAUUUAGUGAGAUAGAUAUACAACUUGUACAGCAACAACAACAACAAUUACAACAACAACAAAAUGGAUUAAAUAAUAACAAUAAUAAUAAUAUAAUUGAUCCAUUAUCAAACUUUACAAUGAUUGAUGAUUCACAAUCAUCAGAUUCGAUCAUCCUCGAUUCUCUCAGUGAACUAUCAAACAACGUAUGUUAUGUGAUGUUUGCUUUGCUAAUUUCAAAUAUGUUGGGUGAAUACUUGGAGAUGGUGUACGAACCAUUCGUCCCAGCUUUGCCGUUGCUCAACGUAGUUCUACCGAUCACAUUACUAUAUUUAUUGUUCAAGAAAAGAAUGCAACAAAACUCGACCACAAAAGUAGUUUUCAUGUCUGGAGGUGGAUACUCUGCGGUCAUUGUUCUAAGCAUGCUCUACGAGUUGACUGGAAUCGUAUCUUUGAUGCAACUUGGUUAUAUCGUUUUGUUUUUACAAUUCAUUCAGCUGAUGAUGUUCAACCGUCUUGCCGAAGACGGAUAUCUUAUAAGCUCGAUUCUCUAUUAUGUUGUCGCCACCGAGCAACAGAGAUUCUAUCUACUUGCACUGUUUGUACCAUCACUCUACCUGCUAAGCAACCAUAUAUUCAACCUAUACCCAUCGGUCUCUAGAAGUGGACAGAUCUCUAUGAUCAAUGCAACAAGACAACUCUCAAGAUUGACUGCAUUCCUAUUGCUGGCGAUCGCAUUCCAUUCCUACUUGCUAAUGGGCGGAACCUUCAAUAUGAAUGUCGAUGUCCGUGCCGGUAACAUUGGUCUUGUCAACAUGGAAGACUAUCCUACAUUCAGUGGAUUCCUUAUGCUCUAUCACAAGCUUGGAUUCUUCUUUAUUCUCGUAACAUUCUUGGCACGUCUAUCAAGAGGUGAACAGAGUUGCUCUGAACAUUGGAACCACAACAACAACAGCAGCAAUAACAACAACAACAACAACAACAAUAAGCUAUUGUCAAACGAAGAUACAUCAUUCAAAUACUGGAUAUUCCGUUAUCUUGGACAGAAAGCAGUCAUUAUGAUGUGGAUUUUCAAUCUAAACUUUUGGCAAUACAAAGACUAUCUCGACUGUUUCAUCAUGACCAUGAUUAUAUCGAUCGUUGUUAUCCUCUACGGUGUACUUAUACUUCUUGACGACUAUUGUAAAACAUUACAACCAAAGAUUGGUCAUUAUAUAAUAAGAAUGAAGCAAUCAUUAUCCAGAAGAUAG